Messenger RNA from Canis lupus familiaris (dog), 1258 nucleotides. It is a transcript of the gene CFAP161, whose product is annotated as cilia and flagella associated protein 161. NCBI's taxonomy places the organism in Eukaryota, Metazoa, Chordata, Mammalia, Carnivora, Canidae. The coding region runs from base 229 to 1080 and encodes 283 amino acids. Gene Ontology annotation, cellular component: motile cilium. The record is from RefSeq and is a predicted model, not a curated record. The transcript is spliced from 7 exons. Gene Ontology annotation, biological process: cilium assembly.
CAUGGCGACAAGCACGCUAACAGGGCAGGUGCAGGAGGGAGGCCAGGCCCGGGAGCGCAGGAUGGCGCAGAACCUGUACAGUCCGCGAGUACGGCUGGGCAACUGGAACGAGGACAUCUACCUGGAGGAGCGUGAUGUGCUUCUGACCUGUAAGCUACCAGUAUCUGUAGAUUCAGGACUACUGCUGACCUUUUGGGUUCCCCUCAUUUUCUCUUUCAUCAGGAGCUCAUGAAGGACUUUUUGGAGAAGAGAGAAAAGGGACAGCUUCUCAUUCAGAGAAAUAGACGACUCAAAGAGAAUCUUUUGAGACCGAUGCAGCUUUCCAUAUCUGAGGAUGGGUACGUUCACUGUGGCGACAAAGUGAUGCUUGUGAAUUCCGACUACCCUGAGACAGAAGCCCAUCUGGUUUUGGGCGGGGACCUGAGCCUGUGCAUGACCCCAGAUGAAAUUCAAGCCCACCUGAGUGAUGAGUUAGAGGUGCCCUGUGGCCUGAGCGCAGCUCAAACCAAGAUCCCAGUUGGCAGAAACACUUUUAUUAUUUUGAGUGAGGACAGGAAUGCCAUGGGUCAAGUCCUUAGAUAUGGACAGAACUUCUGCCUUGCGAUAACAGGAGGAUUUGAAGGCAAAAUGCUGUAUUUAUCAAGUGACCACAGGACCCUGCUGAAGUCGUCAAAGAGGUCUUGGCUUCAGGAGGUGUACCUGACAGAUGAGGUCUCCUACCUGAACUGCUGGCAGGCUGCCUUCCUCGACCCCCAGCUACGCCUGGAGUAUGAAGGCUACCCCAUUCCGGCAAAUGCAAAAGUUAUCAUCAAUCACUGUCACACGAAUCGGGGACUGGCAGCCCACCGGCACCUAUUCUUAAGUACCUAUUUUGGAAAAGAAGCUGAAGUGGCGGCUCACACACAUCUGGAUUCACAUAGAGUUGAAAAGCCAAGGAACCAUUGGAUGUUGGUGACUGGGAAUCCCCGCAAAGACUUGUCCACCAUGUUGGACCUGCCUAAGCCACCGGCGGAGGACAGCCGAGCCCUGGAGCAGGCCACCAAAGCCCUGGAGCAGGCCGUGGACCCAGGGGUGCAAUGACCCCAGGUGCACCUGCUCAACGGUCAGCGGGGGCGGUCAGGACCUCUACCUGACUGGCCACACGAUCUUGCAAUGAUUUUUUCCAAGUGCAAAAUAGUCUUUGAAACUGGCGCAUUUGCCAUGGCAGCUAUGUGAUCAGAAAGUUCCUGACAAAAUAAAUAUUUUUCCCUUCCACAUA